UGUUUUAAGUUUGUUCUGUAAGACGUCCCUAUCAUGACCCGGAAGUAAACAGAACGAGGCCACGCUAGCAUGCUAGCUGCGUUAGCUUGUGCUGAGACGACGGCGGUGUUUCGUUGGGACCUUCGUGAGGUUUGUGGACAGAAAGGACGAUACGUGGUUCGGUUCCGAACAACCCUGUUUAGCUAAAGUGUCGUAAAUGAGUGAAUACGUGUUGAACGUAAAGACAACGUGGCUGUGAUUGUGAGACUAGCAGAUGAUCGGAGCUGCUGCUGUUCAGAGGACUUUGGUGUUUGUUGGAGCUGAAGAUCUUCUGCAGCUGCAGGAACCAUGUCUUCAGAACCUCAGGAAGAUUCUGACAAAGAACAACUUUCUGCUGCUGAAGGAACCACCGUCCAGAACGAGCAGGAGCUCUGCGGUCAGCGCAGAAUGAUGGAUUCCCGCUGGAACCCGCAGCUUCGGCUCCACCGCAUAGUCCUCCCCCAGGAUUAUGGGACUGAAGAAGAUUCCUGUAACCAGCAGAGGAAUUUCAGAGUGAAACAGGAAGAACAAGAACCAUCACAAAUUAAAGAGGAACAGGAGGAACCAGAACCCCCACAGAUAAAAGAGGAGCAAGAGAAACUCUGCAUCAGUCAGGAUGAAAAGCAGCUUGAUCUGAAGCAGCAGACUGAGAUUCGUAAUUAUGAGGAACAUGUUGACAGUGAAGCAGAUGGAAACAAUCAGCAGAGCUUGAAAGGAACUGAUAGUCAGGAUGAAGAAGGAAACCAACUUGAAGAAUCAACAGGGUCUGGUACAAGAAGAAUUCCACACAAUGUGUCAGUGCACAUGAGAACUAAGUCUGAUGAAAGACCUUAUCUCUGUAAAGAAUGUGACAAACGUUUUAUUCAUCUCUUUCAUUUCAAAAAACACACGAGAACUCAUACAGGAGAAAGGCCUUUUUCUUGUAAAGAAUGUGAUACAAGUUUUAAUGAUGCAUAUCACCUCAAAAGACACAUGAGAAUCCAUACAGGAGAAAAACCUUUUUCUUGUGAAGAAUGUGAUAAAAGUUUUAGUUGCAUAUUUAAUCUAAAAACACACAUUAGAACUCAUACAGGAGAGAAGCCUUUUCCAUGUGAAGAAUGUGACAAAAGUUUUAGUCGAAUGUCUAGUCUCAAAACUCACAUGACAGUUCAUACAGGAGAGAAGCCUUUUACAUGUAAAGAAUGUGACAGAAGUUUUAGUCAAAUACCUCAUCUCAAAAUACACAUGAGAACUCACACAGGAGAGAAGCCUUUUACAUGUAAAGAAUGUGACAGAAGUUUUAUUCUUAUUUCUCAUCUCAAGACACACAUUAGAACUCAUACAGGAGAGAAGCCUUUUUUGUGUAAACAAUGUGAUAAAAGUUUUAGUCAGAUAUCUAGUCUCAAAAGACACAUGAGAACUCACACAGGAGAAAAGCCUUUUAUAUGUAAAGAAUGUGAUAAAAGUUUUAGUCAACUAUCUAAUUUCAGAACACACAUGAGAUCUCAUACAGGAGAGAAGCCUUUUUUGUGUAAUGAAUGUGACAGAAGUUUUAGUCAGAUAUCUAGUCUCAAAAGACACAUGAGAACUCACACAGGAGAAAAGCCUUUUUUAUGUAAAGAAUGUGAUAAAAGUUUUAGUUAACUAUCUAAUCUCAGAACACACAUGAGAUCUCAUACAGGAGAGAAGCCUUUUUUGUGUAAUGAAUGUCACAGAAGUUUUAGUCGCACAUCUGCUCUCACACUACACAUGAGAACUCAUACAGGAGAAAAACCUUUUAUGUGUAAAGAAUGUGAUAAAAGUUUUAGUUGCACAUUUAAUCUAAAAACACACAUGAAAAUUCAUGCAAGAAAGAAGCAUUUUUUUGUUUAAAGAAUUUCAUAAAAGUUUUGUCAAAUAAAUAUUCUCAAAAAACACUCACAAAGGAGAGAAACCUUUAAUUUUUUUUUUUUAAAUAAGUGAGAGUCACAGCAGAGGACUCGUGAUGAAAAGACAAUAAUGUUUUAACUAGCAAGGUUUAAAUAUUGUGAUAAACAUUUUUCCCUUCUUUUAAAGUCAACUUUUUGCUUCCGGGAUUACGCCGCAACAGCACGGAGGCAAGAGCACCUGCACAUUGAAAACUCUAUUUUUACUCCAAAAAGAGUAAAUAUUGUUAAAAACAAUUCCUGAUCAUGCCUCUGAAAAAAAACCAAGCAACGGACAAUUCGGAGGAUAUCAAGAAGUUGCUUGAUUUACUGCUGGAAGAAGUUCGAGCCAUCAAGAUGCAGUGCCAGAACAUUCUGGACAGGCUGGAGGAUGGGAGACAGUUUGUACCCACUGCAGUCUAAACAAGAGAUAAGUAUGAUUUCUGGUCUACGAGGUGAGGAGACAAACUUCACUAACAAUGGCUGAUAAAAACAACACAAUCUCUACAACAGUCAACUGUGAGCACGACUUUCAGAGAGAUCUGAACCGUCAGCAACCUGACCUUCAUAUAUUCAGUGAUAACGAUAACAACCAGCAAGAUGACAUAGACCCUGAUCAAUUCUUUUCCACUGUUAAUCUGGACUGCAGAUAUUACAGCAUAGAUGACUUUAAAAACUCUGUGAACCAAGAAGGAAGAUUGUCAAUCGUCCACUUUAACAGCAGAAGUAUGUACACCAACUUUGGAGAAUUCAAGGACUAUUUACAGAAUCUGGAACAUUCCUUUAACAUUAUAACCAUAUCUGAAACUUGGUUUAGUUGUGACAAGGAUGCUGACUUUGAAUUGGAAAACUACAAACUUCAUUUUGUGAACAGAGUAAACAGAAAAGGCGGAGGAGUCGCAAUUUAUGUGCAAAAAAAAGAAGUUCACAGUAAUUGAUACAGUGUCAGUUGCAGUGGAUGGAUUACUGGAAUGUAUUGCAAUGAAUCAGGGAAAAAUGUCGUUGUAAGCUGUAUAUACAGGUCACCAGGGUCAAGCUUAGAAGUGUUCAGUGACUGGAUUGUAAAAAUGUUUUACUCUCAAAAUAACAAAAUAUUGUUUAUCUGUGGAGAUUUCAAUAUAGAUCUGAUAAACCCAGGCAAACAUAAAGCAACAGAUGACUUUAUCAGCAGAAUGUACAGUAUGAGUUUAUAUCCAACCAUAACUAGACCCAGCAGAAUCACUGCUCAAAGUACUACUCUUAUUGAUAAUAUAUUCACAAAUAACAUAGAAAACACUCAUAUGAGUGAACUUAUGAUUUGUGACAUAACUGAUCAUUUACCAGUUUUUACACUGUCUGAUAUCAAUAUAAAAACAAAGAAAAUAAUCAAAGUAUCCGUCUGUUAAAGGUUAAGAAUGAAAAACAAUGAACUCUCUUAAUAAUGACUUAACCAGACAAAACUGGAACUCUGUACAGAGAGAAGGAUGUGGACACUGCUUAUAAAUGUUUUCUAGAAAUAUUUAUCUCACUAUACAACAAGAACUGUUCAAUUUAUCAAAUCAAGAAGAAAUUUGCUAAAUGUACUUGGUUAACUACUGGUCUACGAAAUGCUUGUAAAAAGAAAAAUAACCUAUAUAAAAAGUUCUUAAAACAAAGAUUGAGAGAAAAUGAACAGUGAUACAAAUCCUACAAAAAUAAACUGUCUGAAAUAACACGACACAGUAAAAAAGAGUACUGUAAUAAUCUACUGAAUGAAAAUAAAAACAAUGUGAAGCGAGUUUGGGAAAUAUUAAACACCAUCAUUAAAUAAGGGACAAAAAAACGAACGUACCCAGAUUACUUUACAGAUGAGAAGGGUCAAACCUAUUCCAUGAAUGAAGCAGCAAACGGUCUCAACAUCUGUUUUGUAAACGUGGGUCCAGCGUUGGCGGCAGAAAUUCCAAAGUGCAAAACCAACAUAGAAAAUAUUCCAUCCACCGCAAGGAUCCCACACUCCAUCUUUCUUUCUGAUGUGAAUGAAAAUGAGCUUAUAUCAACUGUUAAUAAAUUCCAGAGUAAAAAUUGUGAUAAUUGUGAUCAGUUGUGAUCUGCAAUUGUGAUUAUAGAUUGUGAUAAUAUAGAACUAUUUUCAAAGAAACCAGAUCAACCUCAAUGGCUAUCAGUAAUGCUGUAGAGGAAAUCACAAACGCUCUGGAUAAAAAGAAAUACGCAGCUGGAAUCUUCAUUGACUUAAAAA
Oryzias melastigma (Indian medaka) is the source of this 4116-nucleotide messenger RNA. Its product is annotated as zinc finger protein OZF-like. Lineage: Eukaryota; Metazoa; Chordata; Actinopteri; Beloniformes; Adrianichthyidae. Bases 328 to 1641 code for a protein of 437 amino acids. Gene Ontology annotation, molecular function: RNA polymerase II cis-regulatory region sequence-specific DNA binding; DNA-binding transcription factor activity. Gene Ontology annotation, biological process: regulation of transcription by RNA polymerase II. The record is from RefSeq and is a predicted model, not a curated record. The transcript has 2 exons.